Molecule: messenger RNA, 981 nt
Organism: Monascus purpureus
Lineage: Eukaryota; Fungi; Ascomycota; Eurotiomycetes; Eurotiales; Aspergillaceae
Source: the annotation of a GenBank genome assembly
AUGGCGACUGAUCGCACGCCGAAAUAUCGGCAGGAGAUCCAGCAGAUGAUGUUUGUCUCUGGAGAGACUGCUGAGCCAUCUGUUGAAACAACAACUCUCAUUGAAGAGAUAGUGCGACAGCAGGUUAUUGAAAUACUCGCCCGAAGCACAUCGUUGGCAACCCGUCGAGGAGUCCGGUCUAUUUCAACUGACGAUUUGAUCUUCCUCAUCCGUCACGAUAAAGCAAAGGUAUCACGUCUCAGGACGUUCCUUUCAUGGAAAGACGUCCGCAAGAACGUAAAGGACUCCGACGACAAAGGCGGUGCCGAUGCGGCCGACUUCGCUGGAGCUGACGAUCCACUUGCUGGUGGAGUUGUGGCUGGACCACAAGAUGUCGCGUCGAAACCCAAGACUAAAAGAGCCAAGGUUGGACUAGCUUGGGAUGUGAACAGUUUCUAUUCCGUUCAAGUUCCGGAGCGAGAAGACGAGGAAGAUGAAGAGGAGGAAGAGCAGAAUUAUGCCACUCUACAACGUCUUGCGACGGCAGAUGAGCGAACAAAGAACAUGACCAAAGAGGAGUAUGUGUUCUGGUCAGAGUGUCGCCAGGCAUCCUUUACGUACCGUAAAGCCAAACGUUUCCGCGAGUGGGCUGGAUUCGGCAUCGUGACUGAGUCGAAACCUAAUGACGACAUUGUUGACAUUCUCGGUUUUCUUACAUUUGAAAUAGUGCAGACUUUGACGGAAGAAGCACUUAAGGUCAAGGAACGCGAAGACCACGAAAAGAAGGGCCGAGGAGGCGCUGAGAACGGAACCAGUGAAGCCACCAAAAAGCGCAAGCGGGAGACUGGUCUCUUUGAUCCUCCCGAAGAAGGGCGUACUCCAAUUGAGCCCCGGCACAUUCGUGAGGCAUAUCGUAAACUACAGGCGACUCCAAACAAGGCUGUCGCGAUGCUUCUCCAUAAUGGGCGUAUACCCGCACGUACGCCGCUGAGGCUGAUUUAA